AUGGGAAAUAAUCCGUCGAGGUCAUCAGUAUCAUCGUCGUCGUCAUGUUCUAAUGAGUCCAGUGCCUCCGGCGCAGGUGUAAUGUCUGCCGCUGUUGGCGAAGAAGAUAGUUCAAAACCCCCUCCGACGAGGUAUCCGCAACCCAUUAAUAAUAAAAGUAGUCAACAAGAACAGCAGUUGAACUCAUUCAAGUCAGCCACCACCCUUACAUGCGGUAGUGCUGCAUCCACAAAAUCCGAGGUGUCAAAUUUUUCACCUGCCGGAAAUGAUAUCGUUGUCGAGGAAGAUUCAAGUUUAAUUCUCGGUUCUAAUGAUGAAUCAACCUCCACUUUACAAGAUCCGAUCAAUUUCAAAAUACAGGGAAAACCCGAAGAUGCGAGUUACUUUAAUCUUUUGGCCCAUUCUUUUGAGGAUGGAAUGUCAUUCUCCCCAAAAAAUGAUGGAAAACUCAAUACUAUAAUGGAUUCUCUUAAUCAUAAGGGUACUCUGACAAAGACCAUAUCAUCUCAAUCACCUGUUACGGAGACCAGAGCCAAUAUUGAUACUAGUAGGUCUUUGCCAAUAAAUUUGGCCAAUCAAAGCUUUGAGACCAACCCGCAUGAUAUAUCUGGCAGUGCAAUGACAGACAUAUCAUCAGUGUCUAGCGAUUUCUCCAAUAAUAGCAUGUUGUCAACCACACCAAACUCAACCAAUUUGGACGCUAAUGAGGAGCAUGCCAAAUUAUCAAUGAUGGGCUUACCAAAAAACUAUAAUGUGAACGUUCCUGUAAACAGAUCAAGUGCCGUAAAACAGCCAAAAAUCAAGAACUCUAAUACCGAACAGCAGCCAUCUGGAAAUAUUGAAAAGCUUUACAAUCCAAAAUAUAAUAGGAAAGUGAUGAACCAUUACGAAAACGAUAUUGAUUCGAUUAUUGAAAAACUUAUUGAAAUCGGUCUUUCAAAAUCGUAUUCUAACAGCUCGUUAGUAGUUUCGAAAAGGGAAGUUAAUUAUAUAAUUGCCAAAUCUAAGGAAAUUUUUCUCAGACAACCAACGUUGUUAGAGCUUUCUUCCCCAAUUAAAGUUGUGGGCGAUUUACACGGCCAGUUUAAUGAUCUAUUGAGAAUUUUGAAGCUCUCUGGGUUCCCACCUCAUUCAAACUAUUUAUUUUUAGGUGAUUAUGUUGACCGUGGUAAACAGUCAUUAGAAACCAUCUUAUUGUUGCUUUGCUUCAAGAUCAAGUAUCCAAACAACUUCUUUAUGUUGCGCGGGAAUCAUGAAUCAGGCAAUAUCAGCAAGAUUUAUGGGUUUUAUGAUGAAUGUAAACGAAGAAUCGGUUCGGUCAAGAUUUGGAAGAGCUUUGUUGAUGUUUUCAAUGUUUUGCCAAUAGCGGCAAUCAUUGGCGAGAAGAUUUUCUGUGUCCAUGGUGGGUUAUCUCCAGUUUUGAAAAACAUGAAACAAAUCAAUAAAAUUAAACGGCCAACCGACAUUCCUGAAGUUGGUCUUUUGUCAGAUUUAUUAUGGAGUGAUCCUAAUUCCAAAACCAGUGAUUGGAGUCCUAACGAUCGAGGAAUUUCUUAUUUCUUUUCAAAGAAGAAUGUCAAUGAAUUUUUGAAUAAAUUCCAAUUCGAUUUGAUUGUUCGUGGCCAUAUGGUGGUAGAAGAUGGAUAUGAGUUUUUCAAUAAAAAGAAACUAGUCACGGUUUUCAGCGCCCCAAAUUAUUGUGGAGAAUUCAAUAAUUGGGGAGCAGUGAUGAGCAUUGACAAAAACUUAUUGUGCAGUUUUGAGCUUUUAAAACCAAUUGAUUUGAAAAAGCUGAAAAACACCAAUGCUAUGUCAGGUCACAACCAUAAAUCAAAGCACAAGCGGUAA
Molecule: messenger RNA, 1848 nt
Organism: Saccharomycopsis crataegensis
Lineage: Eukaryota; Fungi; Ascomycota; Saccharomycetes; Ascoideales; Saccharomycopsidaceae
Product: protein-serine/threonine phosphatase
Exons: 1
Coding region: 1-1848 (615 amino acids)
Biological process (GO): regulation of mitotic cell cycle; chromosome segregation
Cellular component (GO): cytoplasm; nucleus
Molecular function (GO): protein serine/threonine phosphatase activity
Source: RefSeq, a predicted model, not a curated record